Molecule: messenger RNA, 627 nt
Organism: Postia placenta MAD-698-R-SB12
Lineage: Eukaryota; Fungi; Basidiomycota; Agaricomycetes; Polyporales; Adustoporiaceae
Exons: 1
Coding region: 1-627 (208 amino acids)
Source: RefSeq, a predicted model, not a curated record
AUGUCGAGCGCUCCUCCCCAAUUAGUAUUCAGCAAUGACAUCGUCCAUAUGGAUGAAUGGGCCCGACGCACGGGCAUCCCGCUCACCACCGCAGAGGCCCUAGGCACCAACUACGCGCGGGCGCGUCGUUGGAUGAUGGCCAUCCGAACCCAGCUCGUUCAAAAUCUCGGCUGGGAGGAUGUCACGCCACUGGACCCCCGCCUGCUCUUCGACAUUGAAUGCCCGUCACCGUACCGCUCGCCGAGAGGUCUCCCUCGCAGUCCCAAUCUGCGCCUACAGAUCCCCAUCCAUGCUUCAUCCUUUUUCUCACCCGACCGGCGCGUCCAGUGGGAGAUGGUGUUCCACAGUGCACUUUUUCCCGGCAUGCGCCAUACCGUCCCCGCUAUCGGCGACAUGUUACAUCUCCUCCAAUGUCUUCUGACAGGCAUGAUUGUUCUCGUCAAAGAGGAGGUCAUCGCUGGUGUCGGUACAGAGAGGACAAUCCGAGCCCUGCCGCCGGUCGAAUGGGUUCAUUCACAUGAAGUCGCGCUCACUGAAAUCCUCGGACCCACCCAUUUCCGUCAGCUCUUCAGGGCAGCUGGCGACAACCGCAUUGCCUUCAAGUUCGAGCGCGAACCCCUGCGAUAA